UGAGUACGUCUUACCUAGAGAGAGGAAUGCUUCUGUUAGUUGCGCCUUCCGUGCUCUACUGGUAAGGAUCGCGUGACGAGGCCAAAACAGCACGCAACAACAUGUUUUGUAAGAUAUCUAAUACUUUGCUUUACUAUCCAUGCCUUCUGUUACAUUUUGGUUCAAUCGGACUCUUUGUUCUUUCCAGUCCCGAAAAAUUAAAGGAAUUUGGAAUGCUGUUUGUUCCUCAUCACCGUCAGUGCCGUUAUCACUCAUCGUUGCAGCAUCACUACACCACAUUGGUAAAUCAGUUCACAAACACAUCAUGGAGAUGGCUGCAAGAGAACUGCUAUGGGAGGUGUCCAGACUCACUGAACUUCGAAGUGUUCAUGUCAGCUUAAAAGAAAGCUUUAAGGGAGCAGCGAUAACUGGAAUGUCAACGCUGGCUGGUGGUCUCUUCUUCGGUCCUAUAGGAUUAGCUAUUGGAGGUACAAUUGGAGGAUGUUCCGCAGCUUACAUGGCGAGGAGUAAAUUUAAAUCAAUUACAGACGUAAUUUUGUACGAACUUACACCACAGCAACAACGUGAUCUUGCUGAUGCAGUCCGUAAAUGUCUUAGCUCUGUUCAAAUACAAGAUGCAGCUCAGUUUGCUAUAAAUGUUGUUCAAAACCCGUCUGUGGCUACAACUGUAGCUAUGACUGUAAUUACCUUUCUUAAUUCUCAACAAGGCAUGGAGGUUGUCGACUGAACUACAUGGUAUAAUUAUUUUUACGAGCUAUGUCAAUAAUCAGAUAUUCUUUGUGAUAAAAAUGUAGAAACAUUUUUGAAAAACUAGAUAUAUUUUAUACAUAGGUGCUAAUAUUUGCUGGUAUUGCUAUGAAACUCACGUUUAAUCUUUUUUUUUUUUUCACUGGUUUGGUAUGAUAUUUCGAUCAUUUUAAUGUCAAUACUAUUACAACUGAUGAUACGUUAAUCUCUUACUGCAAACACAAUUCAUUGCUGAAUAGCAGAAUAUGGGCACAAUUUCGAAAAUUCAACUUUGAACAAUGUAUCUGAAAGUUUUAAAUGUUUCUGUAAACAUCCAUAAUAUUCCUCAAGGGCGAUGGUUGGCGAGCAUCUGGUAUAUGUACAAAGGGCAUACCAACAAGUGUAUAUGUCAGGUAAACUGUAUAAUUUUAUAUUUUGGUACCUAUACCAC
Molecule: messenger RNA, 1177 nt
Organism: Diprion similis
Lineage: Eukaryota; Metazoa; Arthropoda; Insecta; Hymenoptera; Diprionidae
Product: protein C19orf12 homolog
Exons: 3
Coding region: 140-727 (195 amino acids)
Source: RefSeq, a predicted model, not a curated record